This is a messenger RNA of Phyllopteryx taeniolatus (common seadragon), 2565 nucleotides long. RefSeq names its product 3-hydroxyisobutyrate dehydrogenase b (gene hibadhb). The transcript has 8 exons. Bases 83 to 1075 code for a protein of 330 amino acids. The record is from RefSeq and is a predicted model, not a curated record. Gene Ontology annotation, biological process: L-valine catabolic process. NCBI's taxonomy places the organism in Eukaryota, Metazoa, Chordata, Actinopteri, Syngnathiformes, Syngnathidae. Gene Ontology annotation, molecular function: NAD binding; NADP binding; 3-hydroxyisobutyrate dehydrogenase activity. Gene Ontology annotation, cellular component: mitochondrion.
AGCACGUUAUUUGGUUGGCCAAUGACUCUGUCAUUGAAUGACGUGACCUUGCGUCAGCAACCCGCGUAACGAGGAGACAAGUAUGGCGGCCGUCCUCAGAGGGACUCGGUACCUCGUCGGAAGGCGGUGCAAGAAUGUUCCCUUGGCGAUUGCCUCCACGAGGUCCAUGGCCUCCAAGACACAGGUGGGCUUUAUUGGCCUUGGAAAUAUGGGAAACCCAAUGGCCAAGAAUUUGCUGAAGAACGGAUACCCAGUCAUAGCCACAGAUGUCUUCCCGGAGUCCUGCAAGGAAGUUCAAGAGCUGGGUGCCCAGAUUGUCGAUAAUCCUGCCGAGGUAGCGGACAAGGCUGACCGCAUUAUCACCAUGCUUCCCUCAAAUCCGAAUGUUAUUGACGCGUAUACCGGAGCCAAUGGGAUUCUCAAGAAAGUGAAGAAGGGCUCCUUGCUCAUUGACUCCAGUACAAUUGAUCCAGCUGUUUCAAAAGAGAUGGCGGCGGCUGCUGAGAAGAUGGGAGCAGUUUUUAUGGAUGCACCUGUGUCAGGAGGUGUGGGUGCCGCCAAUUUAGGAAAGCUGACUUUUAUGGUGGGAGGAGCCGAGGAAGAGUUUACUGCUGCCCAAGAGCUUCUCAGCUGCAUGGGAGCCAACGUGGUUUACUGUGGUCAGGUUGGAACUGGACAGGCUGCUAAAAUAUGUAACAACAUGCUCCUUGCCAUUGGAAUGAUCGGAACAGCCGAAACAAUGAAUUUGGGAAUCAGACUUGGUCUUGAGCCAAAACUCUUGGCCAAGAUCCUAAACAUGAGUUCAGGCCGUUGCUGGUCCAGUGACACCUACAAUCCUGUGCCCGGAGUGAUGGAGGGAGUCCCGUCGGCAAAUAACUACCAGGGGGGCUUCGGCACGCAACUAAUGGCCAAGGAUCUCGGUCUGGCCCAGAACACAGCCACCAACACAAAGACCCCCGUUCCACUCGGCUCCUUAGCUCAUCAGAUCUACCGGAUGAUGUGCGCCCGCGGUUACGCCAGUAAAGAUUUCUCCUCGGUGUUCCAGUUCUUGCGCGAGGAGGAGGGACAGCAAUGAGUGCCUCCUCCGUCCCAUGCUAGCCUUACCUUAAGCAGACCUGUCGCCACACAGGUCUGCUGCCACACUGUAGCUGGUCGGGGGUGCCUUUGGGGGGGGGGCCCCCAUGAGGACUCUUCCAAAGUUGUCAAAAGAUAAGACACAAGCUCCCAAAAUAAACGUUUUACUCAACAAUGCAACACUCCUUUCCCUAUUGGAGGCUAUACUGUCGGACAUGCAGCGGAUUGAAAAGGUUUAAGGUUAUCCCAACAGUAGCACUUACAAGACAAUGUGUGUCAAGUGGGGAUUUUAGUUACAAAAUUGAGACUGUGUUUUCACGUUUGCUCAUUUUAUGUUACUCCAAUAAUGGUCAAUGUGACAUUGGUAUGAACGUCACAUAAUUUCUUGCAAAGAAAUAAAGACAAUGACGUCUUAAACUUUAACUUCCUGAAACAUGUAUUCUUAUUAAAUCGUGUAAUACCAUGUACCGUAAUUUCUCGUGAUGCGCACCCAUGUAUAAUAUGCAUCCCCAAAGCUUGACCUCAAAGUUCUGGAAAACCCUUCUAUGUAUAAUGCAUUUUUACAAUGCAUGGUUUUGCUUCGACCAUAUGAUCAAAACAUGAAGUAUUAUUUGUAUUUUAUUUUUUUUUUUGCUGUUUUCAAAAGAAUUAUUCUGAAGUUAAGCACUUUAUUAGAACACAAAACAUUUUUUAUUUACUUGCUCUUAUUUUGAAAUUCACAGUCCUAUUUUUAUUUAGUAAAGAGAAAACACACAGUUGUGCUCAUAUGUUUGAUUACCCAGGCAGAAUUUGUAAGAUGGGUACAAUUCUUUAAAGAAAACAUGAAGGGCCGGGCGAAACACAUUUAAUUUCAUUUUAAUUGGAUGCAACUUAAGCUGUCAAGCAUUUCAGAAAAUCAUUAUCAUUAAACAAAACAUAACCAUAAAGAAAUUAAUGAUGGUUGUUGUUCAGUCAACAGUCAUAUUUAAAAAGAAAAUAAUAAUUUUAAAAAAAAACAGUAUUUCACAAAUUCUGCCUGGGUAUGUAAACAUGAGCACAAUUGUACAUAUAUGCAGUCAUAUGUACACCUGUCACAUUGGAAUGAAAGUGUAGGCUACACCUUUUUCGUAACCUCUUGGUGGCAUACUAGAAUGAAAGUGUACAGCAUUUCAUAACCUCUAGAUGGCGGCAUACAUUUAUAAAAUGGGAAAGUCUUUAAUUUUCCCCUAUACCUAUGUAUAAUGCGCACUAUUGACUUUUGACCCCAAAAACAUUUUGGGGGUGGAAUGCGCAUUAUACAUGAGAAAUUACAGUACAUGUCAUGUGACAACUGAACCUUUUUUAAAUUAUAAUUCUGAAUGCCGUGUUUAUGCUCCACCUGAGUUUCCUGCCACUAAUGGAUUCGAUACCUUCUAGUUUGACUCACCCGGUAGUAACAUAACAACACCCUAAGAAGCUUCACAAGUGGAACCAAGUGUUUUCCCCCACGAGCAAAUAAAACCAAAAACACUU